AUUACGUGUUUGAUGUUCAUAUCAUGUAGCGUGUAUAAGCCUACAUCUUUGUAAAGUGCGUUUGGUAAAAGUGCAGUGUGGACAAAGCCUGCUGCGUAAAGGAAACAGUUGUUUGCCCCGUGUUCUUGUGACUGUAGCUACAGUUGUGAGUUCGUGUUAGAAUAGCCGAUAACGAUGACUCACGGUGCAUUUGGUGAUUUGCAGACACCAAAUACGGCUGAAUAAAGCUCGGAAAAAGCAACUCAGCUUGCAGGAGGUGUGAUCCUAGGACUGGCAUUGUGGUUGCGCCAUGACAGCAAAACCAGCAAUCUUCUUAUUCUUAAAUUUGAACAAGAGCAGGCACCAGGAACCUUCUAUAUAAGUGUGUACAUACUGAUAGCCGUUGGGGCCAUCAUGAUGCUGGUGGGAUUCCUUGGAUGUUAUGGAGCCAUUCAGGAAUCACAGUGCCUGCUGGGAACGUUCUUCUUCUUCUUGGUGAUCCUGUUUGCCUGCGAGGUGGCUGCUGCUAUCUGGGGUUUCAUGAACCGAGACACAAUCUCCAAAGAACUCAUCAACUUCUACGACUCAGCGUACAUCAAAGCAGUCGAUGUGACCAGCACCAGCAAAGACUCAGCCAUCAAGGUCUUGGACGUUUUCCACACAACGCUUGACUGCUGUGGAAAAGGAGGAGAAAACACUUUAUUUCAAGAAGUAUCUAAAACCCUAUGCCCCCGCAAGACAGCCCCCACAACAGAAGGCUUUCAAGAAAAUCAGAAUUGUCAUGACAAAAUCACCAUUCUGUUUUCUGAGAAGCUCCACUUGAUUGGUCUGGCUGCUUUGGUGGUUGCGGUCAUAAUGGUUUUCGAGAUGAUCUUCACCAUGGUGCUGUGUUGUGGCAUUCGCAACAGUCCAGUGUAUUGAACAAAGGUCCUGAUGAAUGAAGAUACAACAGCCUGUUAUUUCAAAAGUGUUUCAUUUGACAGUGUUAUGGACAUGCCUUUUUAAUGUAGGCAUCAAACAAUUUUGAUGUUACCAAUGUCAUUUAAAGUAAUGACAUUGACACAGUUUAUUUGUUUUAUAUUUAUCAAUAAUGUUUGUUUUUUUUACUUUUUACUACAUUUUGUGGUGAUGUGUUUGACUCUUAAGCAUACAGAUUUAGAUUAUUGUAAAAUUGUACAUUCAUAGCUAGUUUAAAACAAAAGAGUCAGACUGUCUUCCAAAUAGUUUGAAUUAAAGCUGUCUUCAGGCUUGAAUAA
Messenger RNA from Boleophthalmus pectinirostris (great blue-spotted mudskipper), 1235 nucleotides. RefSeq names its product CD81 antigen-like. Gene Ontology annotation, cellular component: membrane. Bases 394 to 900 code for a protein of 168 amino acids. Lineage: Eukaryota; Metazoa; Chordata; Actinopteri; Gobiiformes; Gobiidae. The transcript is spliced from 8 exons. The record is from RefSeq and is a predicted model, not a curated record.